This is a messenger RNA of Anguilla anguilla (European eel), 9068 nucleotides long. It is a transcript of the gene ccdc88c, whose product is annotated as coiled-coil domain containing 88C. NCBI's taxonomy places the organism in Eukaryota, Metazoa, Chordata, Actinopteri, Anguilliformes, Anguillidae. The record is from RefSeq and is a predicted model, not a curated record. Gene Ontology annotation, molecular function: microtubule binding; dynein light intermediate chain binding. Bases 794 to 6682 code for a protein of 1962 amino acids. Gene Ontology annotation, cellular component: cytoplasm; centrosome. The transcript has 30 exons. Gene Ontology annotation, biological process: cytoplasmic microtubule organization; cytoskeleton-dependent intracellular transport.
UACGGGAGACGUCAGUAAGGGAUGUCGCUCUUGUGGUUACAGGUUGGAUGCUGAGAGAAAUAGCGCGAGGUAGUUUGCUGAAUGGUGAGGAGGUGGGCUUGAUCAGUGUUGCCGUAACGGUAAUAUUUGUAACUUUUUGGUUCUUCCGUAUUGCAGCUGGCAAUCUUAACUGUAACCAAUUGUGCAACGAUAUCGGGAUUCAUCAUUUGCCAGGUGGCUGGCAAGCUAAUUCCAGUUAAGGCAUUUCUUCUGCUUUCUGCCUGACUAGUUUUUUUCAACAAUAUAGCCAACUAGCUAAGUUAACAUAGGCUAAUGGAAGUGGCUUUCUUGCUGGGCUCCAAGCGAACACUUUUCUGAACGGAAUAGGAUCUGGAAAUUUGAUAUGUUAAGCAUACAGUAUUGCACUGCUAACUUUCUCGUCAUGCGGCUUGGACUUCUUUUUCAACAGCGCUUGAUAUAGGCUACUGAUCGAACUGGAAAAAAGGAGGGAGCACUUUUGAACUUUAACUAAAAAGCAACACUACUUUUUGUGGGUACCCAGUGGUAAACCGACACUAUAAGGGAACAACGUGGAUAUUAUUGAACAGCAAAAAAAAAAACUGAGCUGGGUUUUGAUAGUGUGCACAGACCGGCUACGGCGGGUCUGCGCGAUGCCUGAUUUAACUGGUAUUGUUCUCUGGGGAGCGAGCAUGCAUGGUAAUAUCGUGGAUCCUUAGCCUUCUGGAGUGUCUGCAUUUGAGCCCUCACGAAGAUAUUUGUCUGUUUAACCGUGGGAUAUUACAGCUCUUCAAACAUGGAUGUUACGGUUUCCGAACUUAUGGCCAACUUUUUGGAUUCACCGCUGGUGGUUUGGGUGAAAACCUUGGGGCCUCUCGGUAACGGCUCGGAGGAUAAGCUGUCCGUGUUCAUGGACCUCGUGGAUGGCGUCUUCCUGCACAAGAUCAUGACACAGAUCGACCCCAGCCCCACAAACCAGCGAGUGAACAAACACGUCAACAAUGACCUCAACCUACGAGCGCAAAACCUCAAGAUUAUAAUCAGGCACAUCAAAAACUACUAUCAGGAGAACCUGCAGCAGCUCGUGGUUAUGAACCUGCCCAACGCCCUCUCCAUCAGCAAGGACCCUCUGUCAGCUAAAGGCAUGGAGGAGAUGAACCGGCUGCUGCUGCUGAUGCUCGGCUGUGCCGUGCAGUGCGAUCGAAAAGAGGAGUUUAUCGAGAAGAUCAAGCUGCUGGACAUCGAGACGCAGGCUGCUAUCGUCACACACAUACAGGAGGUGACCCAAAACCAGGAGAACGUUCUGGACCUGCAGUGGCUGGAGCUGGCGGACCUCCCGGCCGAGGAGCUGGACCCGCUCUCCCGCAGCAUGGCGCUGCACCUGCGGCGGCUCAUCGACGAGCGGGACGACUGCGUGGAGGCGAUCCUGGAGCUGACCCAGGAGAGGGACUACCUGCAGUCCCAGCAGCCCGCCGCCCCGCCGCUGAACUCCGCCCCCGAGCGCCCGCUCCUCCGCGGCGGCUCCGUCCCCAUCCUGGGCAAGGAGGAGCGGCAGCACCUGUCCGUGGAGCUGGCCGACAGCAAGGCCCGGCUGCGCCGCUCGCGCCAGGAGCUGGAGGAGAAGACGGAGCAGCUGAUGGACGCCAAGAACGAGAUCGAGAGGCAGGACCUGGAGCUGCAGAAACUCAAACAGGAGGGCAUGCAGCUGCUGGCGGAGGCGCGGUCGGCGCGGGUGUACCGCGACGAGCUGGACGCGCUGCGGGAGCGGGCGGGGCGCGUGGACCGCCUGGAGACGGAGCUGACGCGCUGCAAGGAGAGGCUGCACGACGUGCACUUUUACAAGACCCGCGUGGAGGAGCUGCGGGAGGACAACCUGACUCUGAUGGAGACCAAGGCUCUGCUGGAGGAGCAGCUGAGCGGGGCCAGGGGCCGCUGUGACAAGCUGCACGAGCUGGAGAAGGAGAACCUGCAGCUGCGCUCCAAACUGCACGAUGUGGAGAUGGAGCGCGAUGUGGAUAAGAAGCGCCUGGAGGAGCUGAUGGAGGAGAACAUGAUGCUGGAGGUCUCUCAGAAGCAGAGCAUGAACGAGUCGGCCCACCUGGGCUGGGAGCUGGAGCAGCUGGCCAAGAGCAACGACAGCGGGGAGGCGAGGAAGUCCUUCGUGUUUGAGCUGAACGAGUCUGCGCUGAGUCGUCUGCUGAAGCUGGAGAAGGAGAACCAGGGCCUCCAGAGCCGCGUGGAGGAGCUGCGGGAGGCCUCCCUCAACCUGGACCAGGCUCAGCUCCGCACCCAGGAGCUGGAGAAGGAGAACAACCAGCUCAACGAGAAGAUGGAGAAGCUGCAGGUGCUACUGGAACAGGAGAAGCAGGCCACUCACGACAUGGGGAACCUGGGGGAGGAGCUGCUGAAGGACAAGCAGAAGCUGGAGAAGGCUCUGGAGGCUGCCCAGGCCGAGAAAGACAGACAGGCGCAGGAGCUGGAGCACCUGAACCAGGCGGUGGCGUCGCUGCGCAAGCGCGCGCAGGAGGACAGCGAGGCGCGCGUGCGGGAGGUGGAGGCGGAGAACCGCGCCCUCCACCAGACCAUCUCCGACGCGCGCGGCAGGCUGGCGCAGGCCGAGGCCGAGGCGCGGCGGGCCGCCGAGGACCUGGAGCGGGCCCUGGAGCGGGCCGAGCGGGCGGGGGGGCUGGAGGAGGAGGUGGCCCGGCUGGAGGGCGCCCGGGAGGAGCUCCAGAAGCAGGCCGCCGCCCUGCCGGCGGCCCGGCAGCGGGCCGAGGCCCUGGAGCGCGAGAACGGCGGCCUGGAGCAGGACAACCGGCGGCUGAAGAAGCGGGCCGACGCGGCGCAGAACGCCGCCCUCCGGCUGGGCGCCCUGGAGGAGGAGCGCCGGCAGCUGGAGGCCGAGAACCUGGAGCUCCGGCGGGCCGCCAAGCAGCUCCGCCCGGCCGCCGCCCGCCUCCCGCAGGCCGAGGCGGAGCGGGCGGAGCUGGAGCGCGAGCGGGACGCGCUGGCGCGGGCGGCCGACGAGCUCCGCCCGCUGGCCAAGAAGGCGGAGCGGCUGGAGCUGAGCUGCGCGGCGCUGGACGCGGAGAACCGCCGGCUGCAGGGCUGCCUGGAGGGCGGGCGGGCCCAGGCCCAGGGGCUGGAGCGGGAGCUGCGCGAGGCCGGGGCCGAGGCCCAGCGCCUCCGCAGGGAGGCCGAGGAGGAGCUCCGGCCGGCCGCCCGGCGCCUGGAGGAGGCGGAGGCGGAGAGGCGGAGCCUGGAGCAGGAGGCGGGGCAGGCGGAGAAGGAGCGCAAGCAGGCGGAGAAGGAGGCGCGGAGGCUCCGGCAGCAGCUGGAGGCCAAGGAGGCGGCGCUGGACGAGAGCGCGGCCAGGGUGGCGGGCCUGGAGAAGGAGAACGGGGCCCUGGGCAAGGAGGUGGCCCGGCUGAGGGAGGCCGCCGGGAGGGUGAAGGAGCUGGAGAGGGAGAGCAAGGAGCUGCAGAAGCAGGCCACCAUCGACAAGAGGACCCUGGCCACCCUCAGAGAGGACCUGGUGAGUGAGAAGCUGAAGGUGCAGCAGCAGUGGAACGACCUGGAGAAGCUGAGCCACGAGCUGGAGAAGAUCGGCCUGAACCGCGAGAAGCUGCUGCAGGAGGAGCACAGCUGCGAGGACAAUAAGUACAAGAUCCUGGAGUCCAAGAUCGAUUCGACGAUGAAGAAGACCCUGCAGAUCCGCGAAGAGAAGAUCCAGGGUCUGGAGUCACGUCUGGAGGAGUCGGGCAACUUGAACAAACAGCUGCACGCCGAGCUCACAACGGUGAAGAGGAGCCUGGAGGCCCUGAAGCAGAGGCAGGAGGAGCAGGAGGCGCACUCGAACCACACCCAGCAGGCCCAGCUCAGACCCCCGCCCGAGAAGGGAGAGAGGGAGGCCACGGCCGAGCUCCUCAAACUCAAGGACAGGCUCAUCGACAUCGAGAAGAAUAACGCAGCCCUGCAGACGGAGAAGCAGCUGCACAGGGAGCAGCUGAGGCAGCUGGACACGCAGAACACGCAGCUGAACGCGCAGAUCCUGACCCUGCAGAGACAGGCCACUGCCCUGCAGGAGCACAACACCGCCCUGCACACGCAGGCCGCCAAGCUGCAGGUGGAGAACGCGACGCUGAACUCCCAGAGCGCGUCGCUGAUGGCCCAGAACGCCACGCUGCAGGGCCAGGUGCAGACGCUGGAGGGCGAGGCGGAGGCGCUGGAGGGGAGGUUCGAGGAGGCGCGGGCCGGGCGCGAGAGCGUCCUGCAGGACCACGAGAGGCUGCUGGCGGUCCACGAGCGGCAGGCGGCCGAGUACGAGCAGCUCAUCGCCCAGCACACCGCCCUCAAGGGCAGCCACCGCGGCCUGGAGCAGGAGCACCGCGCGCUGGAGAACAAGUACGCAAUGCUGCUGAUGCAGAAGACGGCCCUGGAGGAGCUGGAGGGGACGCUGCAGAGAGAGAGGGAGAGCCUGGGGGAGGAGAUCCACAAAAACGGCCUCAUCCUGGCAGAGAACCAGAGCCUGAGGGGGGAGGUGGACAGGGUGACGCAGGCGCACGAGCAGCUGACGCAGGAGUGCGACCGGCUGCAGCUGCAGACCAAGGAGCUGAAGACCUCGCUGAACGAGUCCCAGCUGGAGCUCAACCGCUGGCAGGCCCGCUACGACCAGCUGAAGGAGCAGCACCAGGGCCUGGACCUCUCCCUCACCAAGCUGGACAACCACUGCGAGCUGCUGACCCGUCUGAAGGGGAACCUGGAGGAGGAGAACCACCAUCUCCUGAGCCAGAUCCAGAUACUGAGCCAGCAGAACCAGACCCUGCUGGAACGCACCAUGGAGAGCAAGGAGCUGUACCACGAGGAGCAGAAACAGUACAUAGACAAGCUGAACGCUCUCCGACGCCAGAAGGAAAAGCUGGAGGAGAAGAUCAUGGACCAGUACAAGUUCUACGACCCGGCUCCUAAAAAGCGGAACCACUGGGUCGGGGCCAAAGCCCUGGCCAAAUUCAUCAAGCCCAAGAAGGAGAGCAGCCGCGAGAGGGUCCGGAGCGCCCCGGAGACGUCCCGGCCCACGUCGCCCACCGACGGCCUGGACGGCCCGCUGCCCCCGCCCCCGCCUCCGCCCCGGCAGCCCCGCCUCAGCGUGGACUCGGCGGAGGAGAGCCAAUCCCUGACCAUCUCCCCAGCGUACACCAGCAAAGGCCGGAGCGAGACCACCGGCUCCAGGGGAAGGGACGCGACCCGCUUGCCGGGGGGCGGUGGCGGCGGCGAGACCCCCAACGGCCCCGAGGAGCCGCUGGCCAGGCGGAGGGCCUCGGAGCUGGGGGUCCCGGCCUACUCCACCCCCACCAACGCCACCUCCACCCCCGGCCACGCUCCCAACUCCAGCUCCAGGCAUGGCCACAGGCCCAGGGGGCUGAGCUGCGACGAGGACCUACGGCUGCAGUCCCCAGACGCCACAUUCGGGAGCAGUGUCCAUGGAAACGCAGGUCACCGGCUCAGCUCUGCCGAGUUCAGCCGCAGUGCCUCCAGCAGCGACUCCCCUGUCCACUCCAAAGACUCUCUGGAGCGCCUGGACGCCCUGGCACUUGGGCACGGCCCCCGUGACUCCCUCCUGUCCCGUGCCUCCCCGCUCCCCUCUGAAACCCCCCCACCGAGGACCGGCCCCCGCCUGGCCCGCCGCCGCCCCUCGUCCCCCGGCAGCGAGAUGGUCACCCUGGAGGAGUUCCUUCAGGAGAGCAACACCCUCUCGCCCCCUACCGUGCAAACAGGCAGCCGCGAAGAUCUGAUGACCGACUACUUCAGCAAGGUCGGGGAGUGGCCCAGCACUGGACGCCCCACCCCUCUGAGGGACGGGGCCAAGACGCCCACCAGUUACGUCACUCCCACCGUGAAGGCCACGCCCCCCGGGGACCCCCGAGCCCUCAAACCGGGGCAGACCGUCAAGCCCAGCGUCCGCCAACCCGAGGCGGCCACUCCCCCCUGCCACUCGCAGACGCUGCCCAACCGGCCGGCCAGCGGGGGGCGGGCCCUUCCGCAGCACCACAGCGGGGGCCCCCUGAGGGGGACGAAGGGCGGCCUCAGCCGAACCUUCAGCCUGGCCUCGGCCGACCUCCUGCGCUCCAACGGGCCCGACAGCUACCGGCAGGAGGGGGGCGGCGGCGGGGCGCGGCCCGGGGGGGACGAGGGGCGGGAGGACGCGGGCGUCGCCAGGAGGGCGGGGGCCGGGCCCCGGGAGAGGCCGCAGUCCGCCAUCCUGGCCGGGUCCCUGCACCCCCUCCAGCCCGGAGAUUCGGGCCACGGCCGCCUGUCCCUGGUCCCGCCGAAGGACGAGCACCUCCUCCCCCCGCCCCAGCACCACUCGUCCUCCCUGUCCCUCUCCUCCAGCCCCACCCCCACCCCCCGGGACCGCUACGGGGUCCGGCGCACGGGGACGCCCCUCCACCACCGCGGGGAGGUCGCCAUGGUGACGCCCGUGCGGGCGGUGCCGGCCCUGCGUCAGGACGACAGGGAGGAAACCCCGGAGGCCCCGCCGGCCGAAUCGCCCCUCGCCAAGAAGUGGGAGGGGGGUGGAGGGGGUGGGGGCAACUGCAGCAUGGAGGAGCACCCAAAAAGCACCCCAGCCUCCCCGGACCCCAACAACGACCCUCAGACAGUGUGGUACGAGUACGGCUGUGUGUAGAGGAGGCUCGCCCUAUUCUCACUGCAUCUGCAGCAAGUCCUGCUCUUAGCACUGUGCUCUAGGUCACCCUCCUUGUCCAAGGGGGGAGAAGGGGGGGGGACAUUCAGUUUGUAUGUAAACUUCAUUACGCUACACCCAAAGAGCACAGACUGAAAGACCUCAUAGCCGCCGACAGGAAGCGCUUUACCUGCAGGAAAUUGCCGCGGUUUAGCGUAUGUAGAUGCAGCCGGUCCCUCACUUUGACCUCUUUUUCCAGGAUUCAGCAAGGUCGUAUCACCUUAUACGGUCUUUCCGCACCUUUAAUACAAAGCUUUGACUCAUGUCUUCGUGGCAACUGAGCUGAUUGGCUUAUCUUAAACGCGGUCGCCGGACUGACCUGAGAUGCGUCAGUUUAGAAAUGACCGGUCGGGAAAAAGGGCAAAACGGAGAGAAGAACACUGACAAAACAGACUGGAAAGUAUUAUCGCGCUGGUCUCUGCUUAUAGCUCUUGAUUUUCAGCUCCUUGCCUGCAGCGGCGUUCUUCUGGCCAAGUUCUAUUCUGAAUCAGAAAAACAAAAAAGUUUGGGAAAACGGAAGAAGUGCCACUCCCAUCCUUGCGCGGUAAUUACAGCCUCCGUUGCGGGAAGCGGAGGACAGUGGUCGUCCCAUCUUUUCGGCCACCCCUUGCGUGGGAUUACUGGAAAUGCUCUCGUCUUUCUGGAACGAUCUUUUCUUUCUCGACUGAGCUUUUCUUGUGCUUUGCGGGCAACCUCUGUUUGUCAAACAUCGGACUCGUUUCAAAAGAAUCUUUUGACGGAGCCUGUAAUUGGCGCCAACGGAAAGACGUGUUCCUGUUUUUUUUUAAAAACGGUCAGGCUCCCGGUCACCCUUCCCCUAGCACUAUGGCCUCCGCCUCCUUCCGCUUUUCCUGUCAGUGCGAGCCGUGUUGAAUGUUGUACAGAAGGAUCUGUUUAAGCUAUCAUGUAAAUACAGAGGUUUUUGAAUGCAUUUUCAAAGCACUAAGUAUGUAAUGAAGUAGAAACCGAGUUUGAACACGAGUGCGUUUUUUUCGUUUAGCCAAUAUUUAUGUUGUGUGUGGCUUUUUUGUUUAUUUUCCUUUCUUUUAAUUUUUUUAUUUUCAUUUUUUGUUUCACUUGCAACAUGAUUCACAUAGGCCCCAAGCCCCCGGUGAAGAAAAAAAAAGUAUUUAUUGUUCUGGUCCACACAAUUAUAUUUGAAAAUUGCACUGAAAUUGGUGUUUCUCUUGCAUUGAGCUGGCCUCACAAAGUGAAGCUCAAAACAGCGUGGGAGUAAUGGGUAGCUGUGGCUGAGCCAAUUCUGAGCCACUUGCCUCGCAUUGUACGUGGUAGCUUAUCUGCAAAUGAUACGCUUGCAUUGAAUCACUCAAAUGGGUGUGCAAUGCCCUGUUGAAUUUCUUAGCAGAUGCAAACCUGAGCCUCCCGCAUGUUGCAUUGUGCGUGAUAGCUUAUCUGCAAAUAAUACUCCUGCAUUGUAUUUCUCAAAUGGAUGUACAAUGCCCUGUUGAAUUACUUAGCAGAUGCAAAACCAUAAUUUUAAGUAAUUGCUUGACAUCUAAAAAAAAUUAAUAAACAUUUUAAACAGUUAAUAAACAGUUUGAAUGUACAAGAGCAAUGGCCCUGCUCAAAGUAAUGUCCAUAUGGCCUAGAAUCCUGUGUUGCGAAAGCAUCGUUCGCAGUGUUUGCAUCUUAAGUAGACAGACCCUGUGUAGAAAGGUGAUUCAAAAGAAAAUGCGAUUCGAUGUCUUCCAUAGACAAAACAUCAGACACAAUCUCCAGAAGAAAACCCUUCCCCCGCGGUCUCCGGGGACUGUUUGUGGUUUUUCGAUAUCAAAAGAAGGCACUCGAAAGAUAUCGAUCUGCCCCAAUUCUCUACGUCAGCCAUCUCCCGAGAGUACGUCAAACUAUGUCCCAGAAUAAUCACAAGACACAAACGCAUCUAUCACCAUGACGUUUACAAACUUCAGAAAGCAGAAAAAUGUGUUUAUAGGGGACCGGCACAUCUGCAUAUGUCGAUGCUAGAUCAAUAAGAGGAACUCCCUAUCAGUCUCUCUUUUUAACUGUUUCAGUGCUGAGCUUGCAAAUGAAAUUAUGGAGAUUUCCGACUGUGCAGAACUACUGUAUGAUUUGGAGCAGUACAAUUUUGAAAUCAGCAUUUUAAAAUGAUUUUUUAACACUAAAUACUAUGCUCUCUGUGAAUAUUACAAUUUCCCACGAAGCCUCGUAAAUUGUAAAAUGAUUGUACCUUUUCUAUCAAUGGAAUCUUUGCUGUAGUUGAUUUAGAAGGGCGGCGCGUUUGUUCUUUUUGUCGUUUUCUUUUUGUUUUUGAAACUACUGCAACCUUUGUAAUAAAGAUGUUCGAAAUGUC